GACCUUCGAGCGGUGACAGUGGUAGAGCAUCCACUUGGUCAGAAGAACAGAGCAGCUGCAGCAACACGAGCGAUUUCUGUUCCAUCUCUGCUACAAGAGCUCUGCGUUGCCAAAAAACCACAGGGAAACUCCCACGCUUGGGGAGAUGGGGCUCCUUCCGUGGAGGUCUCCAUGCAUACAGGGUGGGGAGCGCUUUGCUGACCGAUGGGUCCCACCAGCGCAUCUCUAACGUAGCUCGUGAACCAGAAAGUUGUCCUUUGCACGUCACGGCUGGCUGGCGCUCGGCUUGAAAUGGGAGGGUAAUAAAGAGCAGCUCCAGGCUGUCUUUUCUGAUCUUUUCCCACACUGUGCUCCCCAAGGUCUUGUCUCCCUGACCGUAACCACUAACUCUGCUGUUGAUUGGCAUCUUUCCAGCCACCCCUGCCAAGGUCUGUCAUGCCUUGGGGCUCGCUGCCCACCUGCAUCUUCGGCUCCCCCCAACUGCAGCUGCUUCGCAGCAGCGCUCGGUGUUGCUCAUAAGCAAAGUAACGGGAGGAGGAAGGUGGGGGACCAGCAGGUGGAAGAUGGGUCUGAGAGCUGAGGCCACUCCGCAGCUGCUGCACUUGCUCUGCACGGCACCUGGGAGGGAUGGGAGCGUUUUCCCUGGGAUUCUCCAGCCUGGGCUGUGUGCUCUUGGGAGGAGGGGAGGGAGGAGGGGGCUGCAAGGAUCUUGGCAGCUGGAAAGGGGGGAUCCGUGCACAAGGAGUCCCUUCAGCGUGGCCGCGGGCAGGGCGUGUGCACGGCAUUGUGCUGGGAGCGUGCAGAGGGAAACCUGAGCUGGUUUGUGGGAGACCCGUGUGCUCGGCUGCUGUGGCUCAGCAGCGUUCCAAGCCGGCAGCCAACCCUGCUCCUCACCAGCAUGAUCUGCUCCCCCGGAGUCCUCUCCUUUCACCGGAGCUCAGCCUUAGCCGAGCGGUUUCCCGACAGCCCACCCAGCGUCGAGGAUGCUGUGCAAAGCCACAAGAGCCCAACAGCGGAGCUGAGGAGUGAAGCGAGGAGGAUGCAGGCCUCCUCAGAACAUGGUUCUGCUAAUGCAUCUCUCAAAACCCUCUGCGCGGCCGGGAGGCUGUUCCUGCUGCUCGGGGUCGCUGGGCUGCUGGUGGGAAUGUCAGUUGGAGCGUGGUUUCUCGUGAAGCACCUGAAGAAGCCUCAGCUGGACCAGAGCAUCCCUGGGCAGGAGCCAGAUGUGAUCCCAGCGUGCAGUGACGGUGAAGAGGAAGAUCCCGUGGUCCGUGGGGCUCACAGGGCAGUGUCUUUCAGAAUAAACGUGGCCAACUCCUUGCUGGAAAUGCAGGUUGAAGGCCGUCCUGGCUGGCUCCUGACGUGCCACGAGCGCUGGAGUCUCUCGCUGGGCACCCUGCUCUGCCGGCAGCUCGGGCACCUCAGAAUGACCCAUCAGAAGGGGGUGAGUGUGAGGGACAUCAAGAUGAACGACACACAGGAGUUCAUUCAGGUGAGACCUCACCAGGAAGGCAGCCUGGAAGACCUGUGGCACGUCAGGAGCAGCUGUGAAUCGGGUCGAAUCGUGGCUCUGAAAUGCUCAGAGUGCGGGCUGCGCCGCGGCGCUGGGCGGGUGGUCGGUGGGACGGAUGUGUCCCUGGGGCGCUGGCCCUGGCAGGUCAGCUUGUACCAUGGCUCCCAGCACCACUGCGGAGGCUCCGUGCUGGACCGCGAAUGGAUCAUCACGGCAGCUCACUGCGUGCACAGUUACAGGUGGCUUCACGCCUCCGCCUGGCUGGUUUUCGCAGGCAUCGUCACCCACAGCUCAGUCAAGGAGGCGGCUGGCGUGUCGCUAAAGAAAAUAGUUUACCACCCGCUUUAUAACGACAGUAGCCUGGACUACGACAUUGCUCUGCUGAAGCUCCACGUGCCCCUGAAUUUCUCCGACGCCAUCCAUGCUGUGUGUCUGCCACCCUCCCAGCAGGACCUCUUCCAGGGCACCCAGUGCUGGGUCUCCGGUUGGGGCCACACUAGCCCAGACCAUGCACACGUUACCGAGACGCUGAAGGAAGCGCCCGUUCCCUUAAUUGGUACCAAGAGGUGCAAUAGUUCGUGCAUGUACGCAGGCGAGCUCACUGCCAGGAUGCUGUGCGCUGGUUACCCGCAGGGGAAAAUAGAUGCGUGCCAGGGGGACAGCGGGGGACCCUUGGUUUGCUGGGAUGAAUUCACGUGGCGCUUGGUGGGCAUCGUGAGCUGGGGCCAGGGCUGCGCUGAACCCAACCACCCCGGCGUUUAUACCAACGUGGCUGAGCUGCUGCCGUGGCUUUAUCGCAUCACUGAGAUCUACUAGAAAUAAGGCCAGGAGAGACUUCACAGAGCAACAAUUUGCCCUUUCCACGUAGUAACUGGAGAAGACCAGAACUAAUUCAUCCUGUGUUACCAUAACCCUAAGGGAAUUCCUACACACCAGCGGAAAACAGACUCAGUAUAAAUAGUUGAUUAAAGAAAAUAGCAAAUUACAUUUCUGUGAACAAUUCACACGGAAGAAGUGUUGUUUUUUAAAAUACACAGGGGGUUUGGAUUGCUGUGUGUAAAGGGGUAGGAGAUCCCAUGAGAUGCAAGUGUAAGGGGAAGGCUCUCAGCCUCCAGAUAAAUGACUUCGAGAGGAAGGAAAGAAAAAGGUAGAAUUUAAGUGGCAGUCAGAUUUUAUUUCACUGUCUCCCUUCCUUACUGCGUUCUCAUGCGCUCGACUGGGUCUCAGUCCCGCAAUGACUGAGGUGCGAUGUGAAAGGCAGCUGUGACUCAGCCCCUGCACAAACACUUGGAAAUGGGAACAGAGGUCAGGCAAAAGUUCAAAUGAAAAGGAUACAAUUGUAGGUAGUGGGUUAAAGUAUUGAGCUCGGUGACCGAACCUUCUCUAAGUAGGUUUUAAGUGCUAUGGUCUUGGGCUGCUUUAAUGAAUGCUCUUUGAGUUUUUCAGUUAAAAGGAAUGUACACCUCUCAGGCUCAAACACCGCCUUUUGUGAAUUAAAAGACAAUGCUAUGAGUGCACACUUCAUUCCCUUUUUGUAUUCACUCAAGAUUAUUUUAAGGACAGAACACUUGCUACUGAAAAGGCAAGUGCUGGACUUAUAUAGCUGACACACAACAAAAAGGUAGAGGAAGGAGCUGAACUGGCUUCUAAAACUGGCAAAGUAAGACUGAAAAAUUCUAAGUCAGUUUUAAGAUAUCUUCCAAAAGGAAUUUUGCUACUUGUGCAAAACCCUGUGACCUGAUAAAACAGUUCACUCAAAACAGGAUCUCCUUUUCCCUCCUCUUCCCCUGUCCCAAAUUUUCACUCUUGAGGCCUGUGCUUUAGGGAAACCUGAGGUGAGAAAGAGCAAAGUUUGGCACUUUAGCAUUCUCAGAAGGAUAUCAAAAGCUACCGCAGCUGGUGGGUUUCAUGUGGAAUUUGCAGGGACAGAAGAGGUAAGAGACAAAGAGGCUACCCACCCCCAGUGUAAAACUGGAGAGAUAGGACUACUGAGAAAUCAAAAUCCCUCUACAAGACCCUUAAAGCUUGAGAUGAGCUUGUACAGUGCCUCGUGUUAGAGGCCCAUCUGACAGCAGUGCCUGCUCCCACAAAGAGGUGUUGGAUUCAAGCUUUGAUUUAUCUCCCUGUGCUGGGCUUAACGGGCAGAUGAAAUCCUAGAGAACAGAAAUGAGGAAACGGCACAAAAAGCAUCGCUUCUCCACCAGGACUGUUCACCCACCAGCUCAGGAGGGAAAAUUCUGAUCUGGGCAGAACUCCUCGGGGGAGCGUGGCAGGGGAUUGAAUUUUCAUGCCCAAACUCCAUCUGCCUGGCAGAUAGAUCAUGAGGAGUGAGUGUCCAUCUGUCACCCAU
Molecule: messenger RNA, 3863 nt
Organism: Cuculus canorus (common cuckoo)
Lineage: Eukaryota; Metazoa; Chordata; Aves; Cuculiformes; Cuculidae
Gene: TMPRSS5
Product: transmembrane serine protease 5
Exons: 14
Coding region: 899-2329 (476 amino acids)
Biological process (GO): proteolysis
Cellular component (GO): membrane
Molecular function (GO): serine-type endopeptidase activity
Source: RefSeq, a predicted model, not a curated record